Messenger RNA from Colletotrichum spaethianum, 429 nucleotides. Its product is annotated as rhamnolipids biosynthesis 3-oxoacyl-[acyl-carrier-protein] reductase. Lineage: Eukaryota; Fungi; Ascomycota; Sordariomycetes; Glomerellales; Glomerellaceae. The transcript has a single exon. Bases 1 to 429 code for a protein of 142 amino acids. The record is from RefSeq and is a predicted model, not a curated record.
AUGUCAGAACUCCAAGAUUUCAGAUCCGCUUUCUCCCUCGAAGGGAAGAGUGCACUCGUAACUGGAGGCUCUCGCGGGUUGGGCUUACAUGUGGCCACUGGCUUCCUUCUCUCGGGAUGCUCUCACGUAGUCAUCACGGCCAGGAGGUUGGACGGCGAGCAUGGCAUCGAUCAGGCUGUCGCCAAGCUCAAUUGUCUCUCCGGCAUACGAGGAAGAGCUAUCGGGAUUGCUGCAAAUGUCGCCGAGUCCAGAGACAUUGUGCGAUUGGUUGAGGAUGUCAAGGCAAUCGUCGGAGAGAAAGGCCUCGAUAUCCUGCUGUGCAAUGCUGGUGCAGCUUGGGGUUCGAGAUUCGAAGAAGCUCCGCCAAGCGGCUCAAUUAAGAUUCUGGACUUGAAUGUGAGAGGCGUGUUUGAGCUGGCGCAAAAGUAA